AGUCAUUAGAUCGUCGAACGAGGUUAAAGUCAGGGGUUUUUUAAGACACACAAACAAGCUCCGAACUCAAGCUGCACGCAACUCAAAAAUGUCGUCCUUCACACAUCAGGCGGCUCCGUCGACGUCUAAACAACACACAACUGUUAAUAGAAACCAGAGCAGCAGCUUUUUACCGCUUCUACCGGUCAUGAUGUUCCUACUUGUGGGAUUGGUCUCCGUCAUCCGAGCCGAUGAGUGCCAAUUAACUCCCGUUAUUCACGUUCUCCAGUAUCCUGGAUGCAUCCCGAAACCGAUUCCGUCAUUCGCCUGCACCGGUAAAUGCACCAGCUACGUCCAGGUUUCCGGAUCGAAACUGUGGCAAACGGAGCGUUCGUGCAUGUGCUGCCAGGAGUCAGGUGAGCGUGAAGCCACUGUCUCCCUGCUGUGUCCGAAAGCCGCACCUGGAGAACCAAAACUGCGACGGGUCGUGACACGGGCUCCAGUCGACUGCAUGUGUAGGCCUUGCACGGCCCUGGAAGAGAGUGCCGUCAUGCCACAAGAAAUCGCUCGCUUCCUAGACGACGGAUCCUUCCCUUUCAAACUCUAAAAAAUACAGAAAAAAGAAAAAUAAUUAUUAUUACAAAAAGAAAAAUUCAAAUAUUAUAUUAGUCGUCGUCGUUGUUUGUAAUCCAACUGUUGUUCUGCUUUGAGAAAAAAAACUAAAUUCAUUUCCCGUUUGUUUGAUUAUUUUUGUUUGUUUUUUUCGAGGAUAAUAUCUUUCUAUUUUAUUGACGCCGUAUAUAUAUAUACAAUACACACGUUUCAGAAGUCUAUAUAUAAUAUAUAUAGAGAACACGAGUUUGAAAUACAGACAAAUGUUGUGACAGCCA
Molecule: messenger RNA, 869 nt
Organism: Daphnia pulex (common water flea)
Lineage: Eukaryota; Metazoa; Arthropoda; Branchiopoda; Diplostraca; Daphniidae
Gene: Burs
Product: bursicon-like
Exons: 3
Coding region: 89-586 (165 amino acids)
Biological process (GO): animal organ morphogenesis
Molecular function (GO): BMP binding; receptor ligand activity
Source: RefSeq, a predicted model, not a curated record